GAGUCCUUCCAUGCUACCGUACUAUGUAGUAUGGCAGACUAGUGCACCAUUGAGAAUAGCGCUUUUUCUUGUUUGUUUUUUUUAAAAUACUAAAUUAAUACACACUAUUUAGUACGGUAGUACGACGUUUCCAAUAUAGUUAUGAUGGUAUAUGUUAUUAAGGUACCUGAACACUUCACUGUGUUAAUGUCAGCGCGCGCACGAUUCGGCUCAUUUUUAGUGAUAUUCAUUAAAUACAUAAAGGAAGCAGUUUGUUUAAAGUGCACAGGCAGUUUACUGCAAGAAUUCUCAGCAUACCUUUACUAUAACCAUGAAACUGAAAGAACUGGAGAGCUGCCUGCAGCAAGUGGAUGGGUUUGAGGAACCAAAGAUCCUCCUUGAACAGUAUCCCACCGGCCCACAUAUAGCAGGUUGCAUGCUCUACACCAUCCACAACACAUUUGAUGACAUUGAAAAUAAACUGGUUGCUGAUCUGGGUUGUGGAUGUGGAGUACUUAGUAUAGGAGCUGCUGUCUUGGAUGCAGGACUGUGUGUAGGAUUUGACAUCGACAGUGAUGCGCUAGACAUCUUCAAACGAAAUGUGGAAGAAUUUGAGCUGCCAAACAUCGACAUGGUCCAGUGUGACAUCUGCUCUAUAGGACCGUUAUACACAAAGAAAUUUGACACAGUGAUCAUGAACCCUCCGUUUGGCACAAAACACAAUCAGGGUAUCGAUAUGCAGUUCCUGAAGACAGCCCUUUCUAUGUCGAAGGGAGCAGUUUAUUCUCUUCAUAAAACUUCUACACGAGAUCACAUACAGAAGAAAGCGAGUGAAUGGAAAGUGAAAAUGGAAGUAAUCGCAGAACUUAGGUAUGAUCUACCAGCAUCGUAUAAGUUUCAUAAAAAGAAAUCGGUUGAUAUCCAGGUGGACUUCAUUCGAUUCACCCCCAUGUGAACCUUGUUCUGAAAUAAGAUCUUGAACUUUCUAUUGACGUUGUUUUUCUAUCAUGGAUAUAUUUUAAAAUAUUUUGUUCUUUUGACUGGACUCUGGACUGUUGUAAGUUUAUUUUAAUAUUUCGAGGUGUAUCUAGAUAUUCAGAAAGUAAUAUAAGAACCAUACUUUGUAGUUUCUGAGAUUUCCCUCUAGAUGGCAGUGAUGGAAUUGACUUUGCAGGUCUGGUAGUUAAAAGAGAAUUAAAAUUUUUUGGAAUGUACAAUAAUGUAAUAAUAUUGUAUAAAUUUUUAUAUAAAAUUACAUAUUCACACAUA
Messenger RNA from Ictalurus punctatus (channel catfish), 1248 nucleotides. RefSeq names its product methyltransferase 5, N6-adenosine (gene mettl5). NCBI's taxonomy places the organism in Eukaryota, Metazoa, Chordata, Actinopteri, Siluriformes, Ictaluridae. Bases 311 to 934 code for a protein of 207 amino acids. The transcript is spliced from 9 exons. Gene Ontology annotation, molecular function: nucleic acid binding; rRNA (adenine-N6-)-methyltransferase activity. Gene Ontology annotation, biological process: rRNA methylation. The record is from RefSeq and is a predicted model, not a curated record.